AUGAACUGGGUGAGAGGCUCCGCUAUCGGUCGAGGAAGCUCCGCCGCCGUCCACCUCGCCUUUCGCCGGAGCUGCCCGUCUCCGACCAUACAUGCCGUCAAAUCUGCCCCUCUCUCCUCUUCCUCCCUUCUUCAGCGCGAAGAGGCCAUACUGACCGAACUCUAUGGCUGCCCGCAAAUCAUCUCCUGCUUCGGUCACGACAUCACUACAGAUACUGCUGGUGGCGGAAUCGAUCGCCUCUACAACAUAUUCCUCGAAUACGCCGCCAGCGGCUCCAUCUCCGACGCCAUCCGCCGUGCCGGCGGUGUUCUGCCGGAGCAAACUCUGCGUCGCCACCUUCGAUCCAUUCUUUUGGGCCUGCGCCAUAUCCAUUCAAUUGGAUACGUUCACUGCGACAUUAAACCUCAAAACAUAUUAAUCGUCGACGGAGAAGCCAAAAUCGCCGACUUUGGACUCGCAAAGAAGAUAGCAGAGGAAUCCUCCAUGGAAAUCAGGGGAACACCAAUGUACAUUGCACCGGAAUCAGCUACAAGAAAGGAAUACAGGGAAGCGGCGGAUAUCUGGGCAUUUGGGUGCACUGCGGUAGAAAUGAUUUCUGGUCGGUCUCCGUGGCAGUGCACCGAUCAAUCAGAAAUGGGGAUUUGGGGUCUGCUGAUGAGAAUCGGAUCCGACGAUGAGCUGCCGGAGAUCCCUCCGACGAUGUCGGAGGAGGGGAAGGAUUUCCUCCGGCGUUGCUUUGUGAAGGACCCCAACAAUCGAUGGACUGCAGAGAUGCUUUUAUCGCACUCGUUCGUCGAUCUCUCAUCAGCAUCAAAAAUUGAAAAGGAAGACGUUGCUUGCUCUGCGCGAUAUAGAACUCCAAUGAGCGUGCUGGGCGUUUCAUUCUCUCCAGUUCAAUCGACUCUUGAUGGAACGAAAAUGGCAGAUUUGGUUCUAUUAGAGGAAGAUGAAGAUUGGGCGAGAGAAAGAAUUAGAGCAAUGGCGUCGUCGGAGGGGAGGCCAGAUUGGGCAAGCCGCUCGCCGGAGAACGAUGGGUGGAUUAGUGUGAGAGAGGCGAGCACGAGCGCUAGAGUUGAAUACGAAGAUGCUCUCAGGGCCGAGAAAAUUUCAGAUGCUUUCAGGACUAAAAAAGAAUCAGAGCUGGGAAAGGACACCAAUGGCGGCACGUACGCAUUCAGCGAAGAAACCUCAGACCUUUAA
Dendrobium catenatum is the source of this 1200-nucleotide messenger RNA. Its product is annotated as mitogen-activated protein kinase kinase kinase 18-like. Gene Ontology annotation, biological process: protein phosphorylation. Gene Ontology annotation, molecular function: protein kinase activity; ATP binding. Lineage: Eukaryota; Viridiplantae; Streptophyta; Magnoliopsida; Asparagales; Orchidaceae. The transcript is spliced from 3 exons. The record is from RefSeq and is a predicted model, not a curated record. Bases 1 to 1200 code for a protein of 399 amino acids.